This is a messenger RNA of Octopus sinensis (East Asian common octopus), 1224 nucleotides long. RefSeq names its product cGMP-specific 3',5'-cyclic phosphodiesterase-like. Gene Ontology annotation, biological process: signal transduction. The record is from RefSeq and is a predicted model, not a curated record. Gene Ontology annotation, molecular function: 3',5'-cyclic-nucleotide phosphodiesterase activity. NCBI's taxonomy places the organism in Eukaryota, Metazoa, Mollusca, Cephalopoda, Octopoda, Octopodidae.
AUGGAAGAAACACAUACAUUAAUGCAAAAACAAAAACUAACAUUAGAAAUGUUCACAUAUCACAUGUCUCCGUCUUCACAAGAGGUCAACAGAAUAAUUACGUUGGUAAAGUGGAUUUGUUGUGUUAAGAAAAAUUAUCGAAACGUUUUAUACCACAAUUGGCGACAUGCUGUAAAUGUUAUGCAGACUAUGUUUGCUAUGCUGGAGACAGGGAAAAUGAUGAGCUAUUUUACAGAUGCUGAAAUGUUUUUGCUCUUAGUAGCAUGUCUAUCACACGAUUUGGAUCAUCGGGGGACUAACAAUGCAUUUGAAUCAAAGAUGGCCUCACCUUUGGUUAAAUUAUACUCAACAUCUACUCUUGAAAGACAUCAUUUUGACAUGACAUUACUUAUAAUACAAACUGAGGGAAAUAAUAUUUUUGAAAACUUUACAGAAGAUGAAUAUAGAUUUGCUGUAAAAAUGUUAGAAAAAGCUAUCUUGUCUACUGAUUUGUCAAUCUAUUUUCAAAAACGGAGUAAAUUCAUAAAAUUUACAGAACAAAAUAAAAAAAUUGAAACUGAAGAAGAGUUAGAUCUUUUAAAGUACACAAAUUUAAUAAUUAAAAGAGCAAUGAUGAUGACUGCCUGUGAUGUUUCGGCAAUUACCAAACCGUGGCAGAUUCAAAAAUAUGUUGCAGUAAAAGUAGCAAGCGAAUUUUUCGAACAAGGUGAUAUGGAAAAAAAUAUUCUAAAAUCUCAACCAAUUGAUAUGAUGAAUCGUGACAAAAAGAAUUUAUUACCAAAAAUGCAGAUAGGUUUUAUUGAUGGAGUUUGUAUGCCUGUUACAAGAUUCCUUUUUAAUGAUUCCAGUCCAUCUAAUGUUAAUACAAUGAUUACUAUUUUGACUCUCAAUGACGAAUUAAUUUUAACUCUUUUGAUAAAAGGUUUCAAUCUCCACUUGUUUUUAUUUUAUGAAAACUUUUACCAACCGACUGUUCUAAGUGAAAUAUCAACGAUUUUGAACGUCAAAUUGCUCGGUGAAGCUUCAAGUUUUGAAUUAGAAAUACAUUUUCUUGCAAAAAGUGUCGAAUCUCAUCCACAAUUGGAUGAAAUGUUUUUGCUGGCUCAAAUGGAUUAUAAAUUGCCUUCUCAUCAUUUUAUUGAAUUUUUUUCUCCACAUUUUAUAUUUGCUCGUGUACCUGGAAAUCAGUCGUCUUUGAUUUUGGGAAAUUUGGUAGAUUCUUAA